Molecule: messenger RNA, 1920 nt
Organism: Microthlaspi erraticum
Lineage: Eukaryota; Viridiplantae; Streptophyta; Magnoliopsida; Brassicales; Brassicaceae
Source: the annotation of a GenBank genome assembly
AUGAGUCAUGAAGAUCGACAACGUCUUCUCUGCUCUAGCUGUGGGCGUAAUGGUCAUGUAGCCGAGAACUGUUUUCGCACUCCUGGCUAUCCUGAUUGGUGGGGUGAUCGUCCCAGAAACAAGAAUACUCUUGGUCGUGGCGGUGGAAACUCAACGAGUCGUGGAACCUCAGCGUGUCGCGCUCCGUCCACCAAUCAAGCACCUCCAGCUCGUGCGAAUGCUGUCACUACCUCCGAUCGUCUCGGUUUCAGCGGACUAAAUGAUGAGCAGUGGAAGUCGUUGGUUGAAUUUCUUGAUCAACGAGCUACGAAUCAUAUGACUGGUUCACUUGAUUAUCUUACGGAUCCUCAUGAUAUGGCUCCUAUGUCAGUUAAAUUACCGGAUGGACGAUUUACUGUUGCUAGUAAACAAGGUUCAGUUCGUCUAGGAUCUCAUCUCACACUUCAGAACGUGUUAUUUGUGGAUGGACUACAUUGCCAUCUGAUUUCAGUGUCUCAGUUGACUAGGGAACGGACUUGUGUUUUACAGAUUACUGAUGAGCUUUGCAUUAUUCAGGACCGCAUGUCGAAGAACCUGAUUGGGGCGGCUGAGCAAGCUCGUGGAUUAUACUUUUUUCGAGAGAUUGAGGCAGUAGCGGCAGCAUAUCAGAUGGAGUUUGCUUCUUACGACAUCUGGCACAAGCGCCUAGGACAUCCCUCUUCAAAAGUCAUGGAUCUUUUAUCGUUUUCUAGUUCUGGUUUUGAUAAACAUAGUUUUUUAUCUAAGACGUGUGAGACUUGUUUGAGUGCCAAGCAAACACGAGAUGUUUUUUCUACUAGUAUCAAUAAAACAAAUGAUUUGUUUCAAUUGGUUCACGUUGACUUAUGGGGUCCUUACCGGACGACUGCUCUUUGUAGAGCUCGCUAUUUUCUUACAAUCUUGGAUGAUUACUCUCAUGGACUAUGGUUAUACUUACUUCCGUCUAAACAUGAUGUUUCCAAAACGAUAAAGAACUUCAUUGCUUUAGUGGAACGCCAAUUCGACAAAACAGUAAAGACAGUUCGUAGCGACAAUGGCUCGGAGUUUGUUUGCUUAUCCGAGUAUUUUCGUGAACACGGGAUUAUUCACGAAACUUCUUGUGUUCACACUCCACAACAAAAUGGACGAGUGGAGCGUAAACAUAGGCACAUACUUAAUAUUGCUCGAGCCUUGAGAUUUCAAUCUCAUUUACCGAUUGAGUUUUGGGGAGAAUGCGUCUUAACUGCGGCUUAUCUUAUCAACCGCACACCAACUCCGCUGUUACAAGGAAAAAAACCGUUUGAGCUGAUACAUAACAAAACCUCCUACUCUUCAUCAUUUACGACUUUACAAUCUGGUUACUGGCGUGACAUUUUCUUCCAGAAAUGUUGUGCUGAUUUUCCAUAUCCUAUACCUACACGAACAGAGAAAGUUCCUCUGUUUUCUCCGAAUUUGGCUGAGGAUUUUAUUGGGAAUCAUCCUCUCCUUGAAUGGCCCGACUUACCUGACUCCACUGAUGCUCCAGUCUCGUUAGAUACAUCACUGGUUUUGCCUACAUCUCCAUCUUCUGCUGUUCCUUCACCUGCAGAAGAACAACCUGCAGUUUCUGAUCCUCAUGAUUCACCUCAGACCUCUGUUUUACCUGAUUCUGUUUUGGAAGAAACUAAGAUUACCACAGACAGGGAGGGAGAUGCUAUUACAGAAAGGGAGGGUGAUGUUUCUUCUCCUGCUCCUGAAGUGCUUGGUCGAGGUCGUCGUACACGUCAUUUGCCUACCAAACUUCACGACUAUGUUCUCCAAACUACAGCAUCUCCUCCGCUGACUUUUGAUGAAGCAAGUUUUGCAAUUACCAACUAUAUCGAUUGUGGGCAAUUCUCAGAAGCUCACCGUGUUUAUUUGGGUUGCUAUAACAGCAGGUAUUGA